UCAUCGGCUGCAUGCUGAGAGGACCACUGCCAACAGGCAGCCUUUCUCACACCAUUACCCAAGGACAGCAGCUCUGAAAUGGGCUGCUCCUCAGGUCGCCAGCCCCCGGCCCCGGUCUUUCACCCAGACUUGGACUAUGGCAACAGUAGCGAGGCCAACACCUUACCGCAGGACUCUGAGAACCAGAACCAAGGUUUUGACGGCUGUGCAGAAGGAGGAGAAGAGGAAGGGAGUGUCAAUAGAGACUCAUCCAAACCUCCAGAUUCUCUGCCUACGCUUGAAAGACUUGCCCAAGCUACAGGCGGGACGGAAAAGUCCUGGUACCGCUGUGUGUUCCCUUUUGGUGUGAUUUCUUUAGUGAUUGGCAUGGCUGGCACCGGGGUCACUUUCACAUUCAACACGCUGCUCCAGACCAAAGUUGUAUCAGUGGCACUGCUGUGCGCAGGCAUUGUGAUGCUGCUUGUGGCAGCUGUUUGCUGGAGGGCCCACAGACUGAGAAGGAGGAAAAAGAAGGAAGGAGGAUUCUUCAGCCCUGAUCAGGGUACUUUGUGAUGGAGGGUAGAUUUAACACCAGGUAAUAGUAACCGAAGAGCACUUCAACUUGAAUGAGAAAAUCAGCUUAGUAAGAAAAUUAGAUUUAGGAGCA
Molecule: messenger RNA, 646 nt
Organism: Cheilinus undulatus (humphead wrasse)
Lineage: Eukaryota; Metazoa; Chordata; Actinopteri; Labriformes; Labridae
Product: transmembrane protein 100-like
Exons: 1
Coding region: 79-552 (157 amino acids)
Biological process (GO): cellular response to BMP stimulus
Source: RefSeq, a predicted model, not a curated record